AUGGAAUUCAAAGAAAGGAUCCCUAGUUAUGGAAAAACCCUUGUUACCAUUCAAUUCGUUCCUCAAUCACACCUAUAUAUAGCCAAGUGUCAAAUGUGUGAACUCUUACCUUUGAAUAGAGCUGAAGUGAUUUGGAUCAUGGUUUCAAUAAAAUCGUUCCUGUUGGUUACUGAUUUACCUUCAAAAUUCAUAGAAAUUCCCAAUAUCUUCAUUCUUCCUCCUCCCCUUGGUGUAUAUGAAAUCGAUCGUUCUGGCUACCGCCUAAUUGCCAACCGCCUUUACAAGCACAUCUUACAGCAGGAGGCUAUGUCUUGGUUCAGUACUUUAGGCGGAGGUUUCUCGUGCUUAGGUGAUCGAUUUGAGGACGCUGCUGAAAUUGCUGGUCAGAUAUCACUCCGACAGAUGUAUUUAGCACUUACUAUGAAAAUCCCAGUCUUUCAAGCCCGUUGUAAAUUAUUUUACGCCCAGAGUUUGAUGCAACGCGGUCGUCUCAAUAUCGCCGCCAGGAUGAUCAGAGAUGUGUACGCAUUUUCCAAAACUGCUUCAGCAUUUGAUAAUCCACCAGAAGUACGCUUAAAUCUGAUGUGCCAAGGACUGUGGAAACGCUUGUCUUAUUUGUGGACGCUGCGAAAGGAAUCUAGAUUGGAAUCCCUUAGACAGGGAGAAAUUUCGCAAACGCUCAGUAAAACUACCGGUUGUGGUCGAAGGCUGUAUAAAGACAUUAAUGCUAUUCUCAGGAUCCUAUGA
This is a messenger RNA of Rodentolepis nana, 747 nucleotides long. Lineage: Eukaryota; Metazoa; Platyhelminthes; Cestoda; Cyclophyllidea; Hymenolepididae. The record is from the annotation of a GenBank genome assembly.